AUGCUGCGAGCUACCACGUCGACGGCUACUUCACGAUAUGGCAAGUCGCCCAGUCUCUAUUCUUAUCACACCGUCAUUCCACCAGGACCUCUUCUCAGUACUCCGAGUACGGUCGCCACUCCUUUGACAUGGAACUCAUAUUCGCAUCCCGAGGGCCAGUCAUACUUCCAAAGAAGGCUUCCCAACUACGAUGUUGUGACGGAAGCCAAUAUUCAUAGGCAAGAGACCGAGCGCCAGGUAACUGGCUGGCUCAAGUUCAUCGAUGAGACAAUCUCGCACCGGCAAAUUAUAGUGCCCUCCUCAUCGGAACUAUUCAUUGAGCUUGACGAAUCAAUAUUCUCCUGUGCUUAUUAUUUCGUAAACCAUGAAACUCGGCGCAUAUUUUGGCUUGAGCAAAUAUCCACGGAACUACUUGACAUGGGCUUGGUAGUCUCUAGCUCUCAUAUCGAUACCGCUUUAGAGAGGCUGUAUUGGGUGCAUGUUGAAUUCUUCCCUAUGCAUAUAUGUGCGCAGGUGUCACCUCAGGUGGUAGAUGACCUGAUCGGUGUAAUGUCUCAUGGUGCAGCAGACCGUUUGACCUCGCGAUCGUCCACGUUCCCGUACACCGCGGAAAGAUGUAGUCAGCUGUUACAACUUCUCUCGUUGCAACGAGGUGAGUCAAUUAUCUUCAGCGUACCCAACUCCCUGAGCGAAACUCCCGCAAAGGUCGAACCCUUGAUGGACACACAUUAUGCUUUGUUGGUGGCUCGCCUAUGGGGCGCGAUAGAUAACCAACGAUUUAUGACGUAUCACGGACAAGAAUAUGCCCAGUUAGACAGGCUACAAAUCAUGACGCCCGAGGAGGAUAUUGAUCACCAAUGGAUGAAAACCCUUGCAGACCUGGCUUUGUGGGGAAUCCCCGGCCGAUAUUUCUCUGAACUCCAUGAUUUGUUUGCGAACGAACAGGUGUUCGUCGAUCAGUGGCAUACAUUCAUGACCGCAUCUAUUUCAGAGUGGCAUUCAGCGGUAGUUUGGACUUUCCCGGUGAUGAUCGUCACUAUCCUCUCUUGCCUUUUAUCCCGUGCUUCUUUGUCGUCUGCCCUGCCAUCAAUUCUCUCGGCGUCUGGAAGCCUCGCCACCGGGUCUAUCCUACUCCUGAAGCAUCACGGCCUUGAGGACGCCACCGCAUCAUUUGCGGCACGUUAUCUAAGGGCCGCUAAAUCACGCUCGAUUGGAAUGCUCCCGUCAGCCAUUGUCUUCAGCCUGCCAAAAGGCCUUUAUCUAUGGAGCAUCGUCUUUAUGGUAGGCCACUUGCUCUUAUUGGCCUCUCACGUGAUCGGCAAACUCGCAAUGUUUGGAGGAGGAUGCUUUGUGAUUUUGCUUGUUUGGGCGGCUCUAUAUGUCACUUCUCCAGAUGAGUAUGACCAGAGUUCUAUACUUAGUAACAUUCUCUGUCGCUGGCAUUCACUUCAAGGGGAUUCUCCUGAGGCAGGUUCCUCUGCAUAA
This is a messenger RNA of Suillus paluster, 1485 nucleotides long. RefSeq lists its product as uncharacterized. The record is from RefSeq and is a predicted model, not a curated record. The transcript has 10 exons. The coding region runs from base 1 to 1485 and encodes 494 amino acids. Lineage: Eukaryota; Fungi; Basidiomycota; Agaricomycetes; Boletales; Suillaceae.